Echinococcus granulosus is the source of this 1182-nucleotide messenger RNA. RefSeq names its product L-threonine 3-dehydrogenase. The coding region runs from base 1 to 1182 and encodes 393 amino acids. Lineage: Eukaryota; Metazoa; Platyhelminthes; Cestoda; Cyclophyllidea; Taeniidae. The transcript is spliced from 6 exons. The record is from RefSeq and is a predicted model, not a curated record. Gene Ontology annotation, molecular function: L-threonine 3-dehydrogenase activity. Gene Ontology annotation, biological process: L-threonine catabolic process.
AUGCUGGUUCGUCAGGCCACCCUCACCUACCAGAAGGCCCUCUCCUCCUUCGCCGCCCGUGCCGCAGCUGUCGGUGUCAAUUUGAGAGGCCAUCAUGGCACUGGAGCAUGUUCCCACCAAACUCCAAAAAUCCUAAUCACUGGUGGUCUUGGUCAACUUGGAAUGCCCCUAGCACGCGUCUUUCGUUCCAAAUAUGGCCAGGACUCUGUCAUCCUGACUGACAUUAAGAAACCCGAUCCUGCUGUGAAGGAUGUCGGCCACUUUGAGUUCGCUGACAUCAUGGAUGUUGAUGGAUUGAGAGAACUGGUGGUGGAGCAUCGUAUUGACUGGCUCAUCCACUUCUCAGCUUUGCUCUCCGCUGUUGGAGAACAAAACACCCCGUUGGCGAUGCAGGUGAAUAUUGGAGGUCUUCAUAACAUUUUCAACGUGGCGCGAGAAUUCAGUCUCCGUCUGUUCAUUCCCAGCACCAUCGGAGCCUUUGGACCCAAUUCACCGCGUAAUCCGACACCUGAUGAUUGUAUUCAACAACCGAAUACCAUAUAUGGUGUGAGCAAGGUUCAUGCUGAACUACUCGGCAUGUAUUUGAACCACAGAUACGGACUUGACUUCAGAUCUCUCCGUCUUCCCGGUGUCAUCUCUGCUGAUGUCGAACCCGGCGGUGGCACAACAGACUACGCCAUUCAUAUUUUCAAGUACGCAAUGCGUGGUGAACCCUACCCUUGCUUUCUAAGCCAGAAUACGAGGCUGCCGAUGAUUUGGAUCGAUGAUGUUAUUCGAGCCAUGGCCGAAGUGAUGGAAUGCCCAAGAGAGAAGUUGAAGAGGUGUGUUUACAAUCUGGCGGGUAUUUCGUUCACCCCGAAGGAGAUUAAUGAAGCUAUGCUUCGUGGAAUGCACCGGCAUGGAUUGAUAGAGCAGUUGAAGACGUAUGAGCUCAAAUACGACGUUGACUUCCGUCAAAAGAUUGCUGAUAGUUGGCCAGAAGUUUUGGACGAUGCCAAUGCCAGACGAGACUGGGGCUGGAGGCACGAGGUCGACAUCGAUGGCAUGGUGGACAAGAUGUUUGAGUACCUCAAGGCCCACUCAACCUGCAAAAAACGGUUUUCAGCACCGCACGUCCCUCGAAUUUCAUCCAUCUAUAUUUUCUUUCCGAUGGAACAUUGCCACUUUAGUCAGUGUAUUUAA